Podospora pseudopauciseta is the source of this 1352-nucleotide messenger RNA. RefSeq lists its product as uncharacterized. The record is from RefSeq and is a predicted model, not a curated record. Bases 531 to 1352 code for a protein of 273 amino acids. The transcript is spliced from 2 exons. NCBI's taxonomy places the organism in Eukaryota, Fungi, Ascomycota, Sordariomycetes, Sordariales, Podosporaceae.
CCAGCAUGCGCCAACCCUUGCAUGAACUCCAUCGAAACUGUUGUAUCCAGAUUUGACGUCUCUUCCUCCUUCAAAACCAGAGAUGGCCUCUCUGCGUAUCCGCGCCAUGCCCGUGCUUUUGGGACGCCGGUUCACAAUCCAUCCGGUGAAUCUUGCAUGACUCCUCCCUCAUCACACCUCUUCAAGACACCCGCAAGAAACAGGACACCAUUCUCUCACUUCACCCGCACCCAAGAGAAGACAGCUCGCUUAUGUGUCGUGAGCGGGCGAGUGGGUUAAGUCCUUCCUGGUAAUCUCGCUCUUAUUAUAUCUCAGUUCAUACCGCAACACACGCGGGAUCUAGUGAUCCUCUUUUUUGCUUCCCGACUUUUCCGUUGUUUCCUUGUUUCUUUUCUCUCUCCUUUCCUGCAUGUUUGUAUGUUGGCUAAAUAGUUCUUUGCCGGCAAACCCUCGUCCUUUUAACUUCAGAACUCUUUUUCGCUUUUACCAGCCGCGCUGUUUUGAAAUCAUCAAGAAACAAUUUCAUCAUCAUGUCACUCCUAAAACAGGCAGCCCUAGGUCUGCUCCUCACCUCUGCUUCCUCAACCGCCCUGGAGUUCACCAUAGCAGGCGGUCAAAUCUUCACCCCAGGCCUGGCAGUCCUCAACUCACCUCAACCAGGCACCCCAUUAGGAGGCGAUCUAAUAGAAAUCUCCCUCGACAUCACAACCAACGGCCGCCUCCCCCUCCCCCCUUACUCCCCAGACUCCCCCUCCCAAAUCCACAACAUCUCCAUCUUUCUCUCCUCUUACGCCACCGGUAAAAAUUUCACCAUCACAAACGGAACCGCCACAUCCUCCAACUUCAACGAGAACGCCUCCCUGGGCAAUAUUCUGUUUCAGGAACCUGGCUCGACAGUCAAGCACGUCAAGUGGAUCUGGCCCGACUGUCUUGUUGGCGACGGCCAGCCUCAGACACUCGACAGCGCGAGGGGGGCGUACAAUGUGAGCAUCAGGCAGAGCUUUCGGUUGAACGGUGAGGAUUUUUACACGGUGUUUGAUGUGCCGAUUUCGGUGACGAAUCGGAUUGGGGAGGAGGCGCCGAAUGGGGUUGCUAGGCCAAGCUGUGAGGAAUUGGAGAAUGAGAUGAUGGAGUGGGAGGAGGUUAGGGAGGGGGCGGAUGAGAUGGGGGCUUUGUUUGCGCCGGGGGAUGCGACGGUGCUGGAGACUAGUGGGGAUGAGGAUGGGGAUGGGUUGGGGCCUGUGAGGCCUGGGGCUGGGAGUGGGAGUGGGCUGGGGAGUGGCGCGGGAGGGUUGAAGGUGGGAUUGGGGUGGUUGGUUGGGUUGGGGUUGGGGGUUGUGGUUUUGUUGUAG